AUGUGGGUACGAGCUGUCUGGACUGAAGGUGAUAGCACUAAAGAGGAAGAAGGUGUCAUACCUCUCAACUGGGUACAGGGAAAAACUGUUCGGUGGCCAAAGUCAUUGAAUGUUUUAAAGCCACUAAACGAAAAGCAAGAACCAUCUUUAAACUGGCACAGAUUUUCAUUGGUCAAAAUCAAAGUACAAUCUGGUGAGUUUCUAAGCAAAGGGGUCACUUUUUUUGUUUAUAUUUUUUUUAAAUCCCCCUAGCAAUAAAAUAAGAAAUAAAUGGGACCUGAGAUAUCUGUCCGCUUAAAAGAGGUGUCCGCUUAAGAGAGGUGUCCGCUUAUAGGGGUUUGACUGUACUAUAAUUGUGAUUCCUUAAUUAUUUUUAGUCAUCCACGAUUUUCAAUCCAGCUGACCAUUUUUCAGCCGUGUUACCCAGGAUAUAUUAUCAUACUAUUGCUUACCAACCAAGUUUUAUUUUAUAAUAUCUUUAAUAAUAAGGGGCGAUGUACCCAGCAGACAAAUUUAGUCGUGAGGGAAAGGGUCUUGGUCGACAAUAAAAUAAUCUCUAUAUAUAGUACAUUUUCUUAAAUUACUAUUAGAUGACAAACAGACGUGUGACGCAUUUGAUUUUACAACAUCAGAAGAAGCUGAAACCAGCCAAGGAGAAACGGAAGAAAGCCAAGGAGAAAUGGAAGAUAGCCAACACAAUCGAAAGAGUGUGUGUUCUCCUGCGAGUAAGUUGAAUAUACUUCGUAUGAUUAAGCCGGAGCAAUGGACAUAGGAACUAAGGAAAUAACUUGGGAUAGCAAUGUUGCUUUAAACACAAUAAAAAUUAUUUAAUUUAUUAUUCUAGAUUUCCAAUCAGCUCAAAAACCACCAAACAAGAAUGCUAAGGGCUCCACAUCUAAACCACAAAAACCUAGACUGCCAUCUCCCCCUAAAUUGCUUGCAAACUCUGGGAAGAAAAAAGCACCCCGCAAAAGGGGUAGGUCGCCAAGUAUGUCACCACAACCUAGAAGAUUCCGACGAAUAAGAACUCCCAGCCCUCCAACACCACCAAGCCGGUCUUCCUCGCCAAUACUCGCACGGGUUUCCAACAGCGAACGGACGGAACAAGAUAUUGAAAAGGACACUCGAGGGCUUACCGAAACAUUAUUGGAAUGCUUAUCCAGCAACAAUUCUAGAGACACAAGAAGAGUAGAGCAGUCUGUGGAACCCAGGGUAGCUGGACGAAAAAACGGCGAGAAAACAGUAUGCUCAUCCAAUACAUUUCCAAUGCCUGAAGAGCGUAAGUGCAAAUUAUAUUGUCUGUACAAUAACAAACGUUAUAUAUAUAUAUAUAUAUUAGUAUAUAUAGAUAUAUUAGUAUAUAUAGAUAUAUUAGUAUAUAUAGAUAUAUUAGUAUAUAUAGAUAUAUUGAGUAGUAGCUUCUUUGUGCAUUUUUCUGUUAAAGUAAAAAAUCCUUUCUCUUCACUGUAGGUUUCCAAAGACGAGUUCUCCAUCUGCUUAUGGAAAUUCGGGAUAGCCUCAAGCAGGUUGGAAAAAGGUGUGAACCAGAUAACUCAGAUUUUCACCUUGAAAAGGCAAACACGCUGGAGGAAUUGACUGAAAUUGAGAGAAGUUUAAGCGAUGAAGAAACAAGAAAGCUUAUGGUUAGUUGCUUUUUUUUUAAUAUUUGUAUGUGGGUCAAUUAUGUUUGGUGUUCGGUAUAAAAACUAAUAUAAGUGAUUGUUGCUUUAAUUGUAGACAUCGAGACUUUCCAAAGUUGGCGGAUCAUCUGUUCGAGAUAACACAAAGAACAUUAUGAGCAGGUGCGCAUGUGUUUAUGAAUUAUAGUAGUCUACUGUAUUUGUAUUACUGUACCGUUUAUAGAAUAUUGUCUAAGACAUGUUUAAUACAUGUUUAAUACACUGCAUAUAUCUGUUUAUAUCGAAUACUCAAGUAAUGGCAGGCAGCCCUUAAAAUAUUUUUCUGAGCUAAAACUUUAAAUUUAUCUGGAGAUUUACUGUCAUAUUUAUCUAAAAUCAGAAUGAUUUCUGAACUUUGAGGGGGAAAAACACAAGUUCGGAAACAGAUAGACAUGUAUAUAAUUUUUAUACCAGCACUGAGAGAAGGAGCUCCAAUGACUAGCUGUCCUCCUUUAACAAAGAAAGGAAUACAAAGUAUAAUUUCGAAAUUACCUGACCUUAUACUGGAUUGUUGGUAUAGUACUGUAUUAAAAAAAGUUAAGUUGCCGCUAACUUACACCUCUUAAAUUUUUUUCUUCAGAUUGAUGAAUAACGAUGUCAUGUCAAAAAUGAACAUGAACGGAAACGGCGGGAAAAUGGCUUUCCGCAAGACAGCUAUUUGCGAAAUUCUAAUAGGUAAAAAAAUAAUUACUGUAAUUCAAUGGUUAAGGUUACAGAACAUCAAUCUGGGUUUUUUAACAGUGGUAUAAUAUUUUACAUAUACUAACAAAAGUUUGAUAAAAAUUUGAUAAAAAUCGGAUAUAUACAUAUAUAUUAAACAGGCAGUGGCGAUUCACCGAGUAGGGCCGCAAAGGGUAUCCUGUAAUCUUAAAACGAAUGGAUUCCUGCUAUUUGGAAGGGUUUUUUGUACAGUUUCCUUUUUGCAUUCGUAUGUAUUUUUCCAUACAUUUUUCAUGCGAACGUUAUCUAAAUGUCACCUAUAUAUGUACAUUGUGCAAACCCUUGGAAGAAUUUAUUAAUUUUACAUUUAUUAUAAUCUAAUUACAAGCGCUUCUUUUUCAUUUAUUAUAGAGAGUGUACUGAAAAAUCAUACAGGAACGGAGGACGACGUGUGCCAGGCAAUAAAAAAAAUUUUAAAAUAUGCGCCUGAUCGAAAAGGUGGCAGCGGGAGAAAGUAA
Molecule: messenger RNA, 2857 nt
Organism: Paramuricea clavata
Lineage: Eukaryota; Metazoa; Cnidaria; Anthozoa; Malacalcyonacea; Plexauridae
Source: the annotation of a GenBank genome assembly